GGACGGAUGGUGUUGGAUGCCUUGAUGAAGAUUAAGAAUGAAUGUGAUGGUUCCCUCACAUUUCGUAGAUCAUGUCGUGAGGGGAUAUGUGGGUCAUGUGGAAUGAAUAUCAAUGGGAGAAACCAGUUAGCAUGCCUCAGUUUUAUUGAUCAGAACUUAAAAAAGCCAACCAUAAUAUAUCCUCUUCCACACAUGUAUGUCAUUAAAGAUCUUGUGGUUGACAUGAACCAUUUCUUUAAACAAUAUGCUUACAUAGAGCCAUGGCUAAUGAGGAAAGAAGAUGAACAAACAUACUGUGGUAUACAGUAUUUGCAGUCUCAACGAGAUGCUAAAAAAAUGGAAAAUCUCUAUGAAUGCAUUUUGUGUGCCUGUUGCUCUACGUCAUGCCCUUCGUACUGGUGGAAUGGCACUAAAUUUCUGGGACCAGCAGCACUCCUGCACGCAUAUAGAUGGAUAAUUGAUUCACGUGAUGAAUACAGUGAACACCGACUGAGAAGAAUUAAUGAUAGUUAUUCCGUUUUUCGAUGUCACACGAUCAUGAACUGUACUGUUGCAUGCCCUAAGCACCUGAAUCCUGGCAAAGCAAUAGCUGAAAUCAAAAAACUUCUAGUUGGACUCAGCAAGAAGGAGGAAGCAGAUAUGCCCCCAGCAAAACUGCGUGAGGAGUAAACCUGCAUUGAUAUUUCAGCUCUUCAAUAUAGAAGAAAUGCUAUGUAUUACUGCUUUGUGUAAAUAAAUAUAGAAUGAAAAUACAUGAUUUCACAUUUAAGAUAGGUAUUGUACUACAGACUGCUUGAAAAUAUUGUUUAAUACAGCACUUUGUUUGGUAUUUCCUACAGUAUAUGAAAGUGACUUCCCAUCCAGCCAUUUGUUGUGGGAGAGAUUUUGGAGUUGUAGGCAAAAUUUGAUUUCAAUAAAUCAUUUUGAAUUAACUGAUGCAACAUAG
Molecule: messenger RNA, 946 nt
Organism: Schistocerca americana (American grasshopper)
Lineage: Eukaryota; Metazoa; Arthropoda; Insecta; Orthoptera; Acrididae
Product: succinate dehydrogenase [ubiquinone] iron-sulfur subunit, mitochondrial-like
Exons: 5
Coding region: 7-669 (220 amino acids)
Biological process (GO): respiratory electron transport chain; aerobic respiration; tricarboxylic acid cycle
Cellular component (GO): mitochondrial membrane
Molecular function (GO): electron transfer activity; 2 iron, 2 sulfur cluster binding
Source: RefSeq, a predicted model, not a curated record